Molecule: messenger RNA, 1042 nt
Organism: Seriola dumerili (greater amberjack)
Lineage: Eukaryota; Metazoa; Chordata; Actinopteri; Carangiformes; Carangidae
Gene: fgf14
Product: fibroblast growth factor 14
Exons: 6
Coding region: 136-849 (237 amino acids)
Biological process (GO): positive regulation of gene expression; fibroblast growth factor receptor signaling pathway; positive regulation of protein phosphorylation
Cellular component (GO): cytoplasm
Molecular function (GO): fibroblast growth factor receptor binding; growth factor activity
Source: RefSeq, a predicted model, not a curated record
CAUUGUGUCAGGGGUAUGAAAAGUUGAGCAGCAGUGGAAUAAAGGGUGUAUUUACUCUAAAUUCUGUUAAAUCUGUUGUUUAAGAACUGAGACAAAGCUCAGCUACAAAUAGACUGUAGAAUUUUGCAGCCAGAUAUGGAAGCAACAUCUUUUGCUAAGAUCGUGGAACGGCGUGUACGAAAGGCGUUAAAAGCUGAAGGAGAGCAUGAUCCCCAGCUCAAGGGUAUAGUGACCAGGUUAUAUUGCAGGCAGGGAUACUACUUGCAAAUGAAUCCCGAUGGCUCUCUUGAUGGGACCAAGGAUGACAGCAGUAAUUCCUCUUUGUUCAACCUUAUUCCUGUGGGCCUCAGAGUUGUCGCCAUUCAGUCCGUGAAGACAGGGUUAUACAUCGCCAUGAACGGGGAGGGCCACCUGUACACAUCAGAACUCUUUACAGCGGAGUGCAAGUUCAAAGAGUCGGUGUUUGAGAACUACUAUGUGAUCUACUCGUCCAUGUUGUACAGACAACAGGAGUCGGGGAGAGCUUGGUUCCUAGGGCUCAAUAAAGAGGGUCAAGCCAUGAAGGGGAACCGAGUGAAAAAAACAAAACCAGCUGCUCACUUCCUGCCCAAGCCAUUAGAAGUUGCCAUGUACAGAGAGCCAUCGUUGCAUGAUGUGGGAGAGACAUUGCCCAAGGCGGCGGUACCUCCCAGUAAAAGCACAAGUGAGCCGGCGGUGAUGAAUGGAGAUGUGUUCCAAGAAUAUUCUAGCAAACUUAGUUUCUUUAUUGCUUCAGUUUUCAACCUCUUCUUUUGUACGUUGUCCCAUCUGUUGCAUGGGGAGAGGAUGGCAUCGAUGAACUGCAUGUAGUAGGCUAUGUCUAUCAAGAACUGUUGGUAUGUACCGCUAAUUUUACAUACAUAUAUGCAACGAGUUUGUCUACACUAUACAGUUUGUGUUUGUUGUAUACACAUAUACAACAUAUUGAAUAAAAUAUUUAUAUAAAGGUGUACUGUAAUGUCAGUAACAUACUUAAUGCAAUAUAGUGUGCAGUAUAUUAUUG